AUGAGUUCCAGCAUUCCCCCGUGGCGUGCCACGGCGUCGGCGACGACCACUACAUCCCCCUAUCCUGGCCAUGCUGCCCCAGCGUAUAUCCCCGUUCAAGCUCGCCGUAGCUUAUCCCAUAACACCUCGACCAACUCCACCCCUGCCUCGGCACCCUCGCAAACAUCUACCGCCCAAGCGGCCGCCCGCAAACGAGUAGCCUGGCCGGACCCCGUCCGGCUGUACGUUCAACGAAGUUUCGCUCCCGAGAACCAAGUCGCCUCGGUCAGCCGAGAGGAGAUGGAAACGAAAUUAAAGUCGGUCAUUACCGAUGCUGCAGAGAAAGAUAUGCUUGACAAAAUCAACUGGGAGUCCUUACCCUUGCCACAGGUCAUGGUCCAGAAUGACCGCAACAAGAUCUUGGCCAGCCCCAAUGUGUCCUCGUGGGGCGCUUCGACUGCAGCCUUCCGAAGAUCUGACUCAGACGAGUUCUCGAAGAAGAGGAAAUCGGCUGAAUACCAAGACGAGCCAUCCAGUUGUCCGCCAUGGAGACAAACUAACAAACAUAAUGCUUUUGAAGAUCGAAUCACUUAUGCCCCCACAGACAAACGACAGCGGCUAGACCAGAAGAAUCUAAGUAAGUCCAAAGCUAAUCUGGAAAUGCGGAGGAAACGUUUCGAGGAACCUCGGUCCAGAUAUGGGUCUUCGCCAUCUUCGCGCGGUGAAUCGCCGGCUCCCAGCGCGAACCAAGGGCCUGUUGUCGGGAGAUGCCAGGAUCUGGAGAAGAACUACUUCCGUCUGACCUCAGCACCCAAUCCGGAUACUGUCCGGCCUCUUCCGGUAUUGGUCAAGACUUUGGACCUGCUGAAGAAGAAAUGGAAAAAGGACAACAACUACGGCUACAUCUGUGAUCAGUUCAAAUCGUUACGGCAAGACCUGACCGUUCAGCACAUCCGGAACGAGUUUACUGUCAACGUUUAUGAGAUCCAUGCCCGCAUUGCCCUGGAGAAAGGAGAUCUUGGUGAGUAUAAUCAGUGUCAGACUCAGCUGCGAGCACUGUACGCACAACAACUUGGAGGGCAUCCGACGGAAUUCAGGGCGUAUCGUAUUCUCUAUUUCAUUCACACCCGCAAUUGGACGGCUAUGAACGACGCGCUGGCCGAUCUAACCGCAGCAGACAAGCGUGAUCCUGCUGUGAAGCAUGCUCUGGAUGUUCGGUCAGCCCUUGCCCUUGGGAACUACCAUCGUUUCUUCCAGCUUUACUUGGACACGCCGAACAUGGGAGCUUACCUGAUGGAUAUGUUUGUGGACCGGGAACGCCUUUCUGCUCUCGCGGCCAUCUGUAAAGCGUACAAACCCGAUGUAAAAAUUCGGUUCAUCACGGAAGAACUUGGCUUUGAGUCCGACGAGCAGAGCGCCCGUUUCAUUCUGGAUCACACCUCAGAGGAUUUGCUCCUGGAGAAAGACGGAGCUGUGAGGCUGGUAACUUCACUGAAAGCUGCCCAAUUGUUUGAGGGAGCCAAAGCGGAGGCUCAUCGGGUCGUGGAUAUCAAGGGGCAGAUCUAA
Molecule: messenger RNA, 1545 nt
Organism: Aspergillus terreus NIH2624
Lineage: Eukaryota; Fungi; Ascomycota; Eurotiomycetes; Eurotiales; Aspergillaceae
Product: SAC3/GANP domain protein
Exons: 3
Coding region: 1-1545 (514 amino acids)
Cellular component (GO): nucleus
Source: RefSeq, a predicted model, not a curated record